AUGUGGAUGGACGCAGCCAACGCAUCGGAUCCGUACUGUGCACCGCGAUAUUCCACAUCCAGCAACUGCCGAGAGCAAGAGCCCUUCUCCCCACGUCUCGGCUCGGUUCGAGGAUCGUUGUCAGUGGUCCAAGUGGACGCGUUCAUCGACGAAGUGGCUACAAACUACCCACUUAUUACUAAAGUGGAGUACCUCGGACGCUCAGUCGAAGGCCGACCACUGCGUGCACUCUGUCUGGGUGCAUGUAACAUUUCAGAGGACAAGAAGAUCCCUCAAGCUCUCUUCACUGGCAUGCACCAUGCUCGCGAGAAUCUGGUCUACACGAUCGACAUUUUGACGUCCGACUAUCGCAACGGAGAGCUGGCAGCUCUCGAGCUCUUAGCGUCACGUCAGCUCUGGUUUAUUCUGGUCGUAAACCCCGAUGGCUAUGCGCACAACGAGAUGGCGCGUGUGUGGGAGCACAACAAGAUGGGACAACGCAAAAGCGGAGCCCCAACUUGCGACCGAAGUCCUCCUGACGCUGGCGUGGACUUGAACCGCAACUACGACGUCUGUUUCGCUCGAGACAGUAAAGGCAGCAGCAACGAGCCGUGUGGAGACGACUACAAUGGCCCGAGCGCGUUCUCGGAGCCGGAAACUCGAGCUGUACGCGACAUUGUGGAGCGGAACACAUCGGACUUCAGCGUGGCACUCAACUACCACUCGUACGGCAAGUACAUCAACCUCCCGUUCGCUUGUCAGGCUGAAGGACAGCCCACCGAGCCCAACAACGCCCUGUUCGUGGCGUUAGCGCGUGAGAUGGCGCACUUUAAUGGCUUUAACUACGGUCAGUCGUGGAAGGACAGCAACUUGUACACGGUGAACGGAGAGACGAGCGACUGGAUGUGGCAGGCUCACGGCAUCUUCGCCAUGUCUCCCGAGGUGGGUCCAGGGUUUCAAGUCGCCCCUGUUCCAGGGUUCUGGCCGCUUCCCAGCGACGUCCCGCAGCUCUCCUCGGAGCUUCAUUACUCCAAUUUGUACGUAGCACGAAUGGCAGGACCAGUGUAUGCGCUGGAGGUGCAGAGUAUCCAGCUGGGAGCUGUCGAUGACGGCGACUCGACGGUGUCCUUUGUGUCUGUGGACGUGGCGGUCUCGAACACUGGAUUGCGCCCAGGAAGCGCAGAGCUGGUGGGGUCGGUUUUUGUCAACGGAUCAAGCGCCAGUGAUGCUGUGCAGUUGGAGCUUAAGGCUGGACCUGACGGCUCUGGAACACAGAGCCACACUGUGAUGAUUCCGUACUCUGGCGAUGAUUUCCACCAGUCCAUGAGAGAGAUUAAGGAUCUGUUUCUGGUUGUCAGAGACAGUUUAAGUUGCCAGCUCUUCCGUGUCGCCGUUCACUUCCAUACAGACGUUGAAAGAACCAACCACCCAAGUUUUCAGACGUGGACUGCGCUCCCACUGCCUCGCUGCGGAACCUGUGAGCUCUUUGGGGCUUCAGAACAUGGCGAUGCAGGCUUACCAACCUCGCCAGUAUGUGGCGAUAUCAAAGAUGUGGCGUCUCUGGAGUCCGUUCACACACGGGAUGUUGACGCUUCGCUCACGUCAUCGAUCUUGCCGUCGUCAGUGUCGUGGUCGGGCUUUGUCGCCAUGGCAGCGUUUGCUGGACUCGUGCUACUUGUCGUAGUCGCGCUCUUCAUCCGACGACGUCGCGGUGGACCCAAAAAGAAACCUUCAAGAGCUAAAGCAGCUGCAGGCGCUCAGAAGCGACGAAGCAACGUGCAAUACUCGCGCAUUGACGCGAACUCGCCUGCGGGAGACGACUACGACGAAGACGAGACUGGUCUAGUGGAUGCAGAGUGUGGGGACAGAGGGCUAUCGGACGAGGAGGAGGACGCGGUAGCUCGUCGAACCACGAAGACGCUGCGUGCAUCGACUGAAGAUGUCGUGUAA
This is a messenger RNA of Phytophthora infestans T30-4, 1929 nucleotides long. RefSeq lists its product as uncharacterized. The transcript is spliced from 6 exons. NCBI's taxonomy places the organism in Eukaryota, Oomycota, Peronosporomycetes, Peronosporales, Peronosporaceae. The record is from RefSeq and is a predicted model, not a curated record. Gene Ontology annotation, biological process: proteolysis. Gene Ontology annotation, molecular function: zinc ion binding; metallocarboxypeptidase activity. Bases 1 to 1929 code for a protein of 642 amino acids.